UUUUUCUUUUUUUAAUUGAUGUAAAAUGUAGAAAAUAUCCAAUUUUCACUAAAGUUAAAAAACAAAAAUUGGGAAUUGCAUGCUACUGGAGGGUGGUUUGGGUGAGCAAUAGUUUUUUUUUUACAUAUCAACUUUUCAAAAUACAGUAGAUUCAGUCUUUAAAAAUAUAUGUACUAAUAAAAUAAGUUGCUGCAUGCUAAUUCUACUUUAACACUUGAAUUGGCCUUAUCUUGUUUAUACUAACAUACUUCUAUAUCUGUAUGCUACAUGUUUCCAUAGAUUAGCCUUCGAUUCUAUCAGAAAGCAGACCUUGUUGAUAGUCUCAUUGGUUUCCUUUAUUGACACUUUAUUUUUUUUAUAAACCUGUAAACUGAACGACAAUGUUCAUAAACAGUACACAAUACCUUCCUCCAAUACUAAACCAGGUGAAGCUACAACCGCUUCAGUAAAAUUGUUUUCACACAUGCUUCUGCCAGUGGUGAACUACACUACAGUGCAUUGAGAAGAGCACUUGGCUAACUUGAAACUGCUUUAGAUUUACAAAAAAAUAGCCUUUUUAUGUAUUUAUGUUCUACUAACAUGUGGAGGUAGUACGUAAAUGGUCAUUUGAAACACGCAGACUGCUUAUCUUUUUUUCCUGUAGAGGAAAAAUUAAUCUUAUCCUUUUGAAAGUUUGAAAACUAUCAUAAAGCAAGCAAGGCCAUCUACACAUUUUAUUUUUUUAAUCGUCUCAAAGUAUUCAUUUGGCAUGAUGAGGAGCUUUGUGCAUUGCCGAGGCUUUAGUUCCUUCGUUGAGAACUGCGCACAUAAAUACACUGGUACUUGCAUGCGAAACAUGUAAAGAUAAAUGUAAGUACAGCAGUCGUUGCCUGAAAUAACACUAGGUAGAAACCAGAGAUAAAUGAUACAGCCUUGUCACCUGUUCAGUGUGACUUUAACAGUUGUUGUUUUUUUUCUAAAACAUUAUUAGUCGUAAACUAACCUGAGAUGUUUAAAGGUAGCAUCCUUAAUGACAACGGAGCACAGCGAGAAGUACAAUAGAUAACAACGCUCUGUAAUUUCAAAUAAUGUAAUAAUUGUCCUUGUACUUUUAAUAGAGUAAAAGUAAAAGGUAAUGUUCCUGUGUAGUAUUAAAGAACUGACAGGAAAGAAGUACCUACAAAUGCUAUUGCUCAUCCCAACUGAAACCCACCUGGCCUCUGUCAGCUAAGCAUGGUAAAAACAAACUUGCCAUGCAGCAAGAUGAUUCCAAUCCCCUUUGACAUUGGCCUUGGUGAGCAGCACAAGUUGAACUGUCUGCAGCAGCGGGGGACCAGAAAAGCGUCCUGGGAUGGAUUGGGAAAGUAUACAGAUUUUUACCUGACACUGGUACGAUCGGCUCCAAUAAAUGUGAUUGUGCAUCAUUUGUUGUUUUGUUGGCCACUUUAGGCUAAUUUAUGCAUUCCCCAAAUUACUCUUAAAUACACGUCACUUUUAUGGUCUAGAUGAUAUCCUUUCUUUGUCACCAUGUGUUCAUUGCCAUGCAUUUAUAAAUACUGUGUGGUCAAAUUUAGUAAAAAGAAAGAAAAAGCUGCUGAGGCUUGUUUCUAAAUUUAGCCUAUUCAGGCCAACAAUCCUAUACUGCUUUGGUUAUUUAAAUGUUUAAAUUACAGAAUUGCAUUGAGUGACACAGCUUUUACAGAAUUUAAGAUCACAAAGCAGUGUCUGUUUUGAAUUUCUUUGAGGGAAAAAAAGCACUGAAUAUGUGUGCUAGUUUUUCUCUAGUAUUGUGUAUAAAAUUAUACAUUUUCACUAUGUCUUAGUAGUUAGAGUAGGCUUUUCACAAACAAUUGAGUAAUAGUUUUGUUAUUGAUGUUAUAGUUCUAUGUGAAGCAAUAUAAUGAGAGAAAACAUGUUUAACCUCAUAUUAAAUGUUUUUUUUUUUUUUUUUUUACAAGGUAGCAAUUUUUGUUUUGCCUGACGAGGCAUGCUUCGAUUCCAUAGUCAAUAUAUUAUUUAUUUCUUAGCAGAAGUAUAUAAUAAUAAAAUAAUAUAUUCUGUUGAAUCUGAACUUUCUCAUUAAAAGAUGAAAAGACAACAAGCUUAGAAAGAGCAGCAAUCGGCAUAGGAUCAAGCAGCUGUUUCUCCAGUUUAGCCCUGGGUGUUAUCACUUGCUUGCUAUGGAGAGCUCUUAACGAAUAAUUGACUUGUGCAUCUCUAAUUGCAAGAUAGUUUAGUGAUGGUCUUAAAUGUAGUUUUUGCAGUUUCUCAGCAGUUAAUUUGCACAUUUACCGUAACAUGCAUUCCUUGGUGCACCCCAUUUCUCUCUGUUCUAAUCAAUUUUCGAUUGGAAUUUGGAGUCGAAUAUUUAAUAUCAAGCAGCAUCUUGGCCGCCUCUCUCUUUAAGUAAUGCAGUUAUUUAGUAACAUGUAUUUGCUGUUGCAUAUUUCUUCCCAGUAUUUACCAAACAUGUUUAAACAUUGUAUCUUAAUGUUGUAUUUUAAAGCUGUGUCAUAUUCAGGUCUAGCAAUUGGCAUUGCCUGCCAAAUUGAUGAAUGUAAAGCUUAAAUUUGGAGGACGGCCAAGGUGAUUACAUUAGCCUUAUAGAAACAUAGAUGGGUGUUUAAGUGGAGACUGAAGAUUCUGAAUCAGUUUGCUUUAACUGUGUUUUUUUUAUAGGAAUUUACUUUCUCUGAUACAUCGAAUGAUCGAGUUUGUGGUGCGUGAAGGACCUAUGUUUGAAGCUAUGAUCAUGAACAGAGAGAUAAACAACUCCAUGUUCAGGUUUCUUUUUGAGAAUCAGAGUCCAGCCCACGUUUACUACAGAUGGAAGCUGUAUUCCAUUUUACAGGGAGAUUCUCCAACUAAAUGGAGAACCGAAGACUUUCGAAUGUUUAAGAAUGGAUCAAUGUGGCAACCACCUCCAUUAAAUCCGUACCUGCAUGGCACAGUGGAGGACGAGCAGGAAACAGAAAUAGAGGAGGAACCCAGCAAGAAAGGGUCGCUAAAAGAAGAGCAAAGGGACAAAUUAGAGGAGGUUUUGCGUGCACUGACGCCUCGGAAAAAUGAUAUUGGCGAUGCCAUGGUAUUCUGUCUAAAUCACGCGGAAGCUGCUGAAGAAAUAGUGGAAUGUAUUGCAGAGUCUUUGUCUAUCCUGAAGACUCCACUGCCAAAAAAGAUUGCACGGUUGUAUUUGGUAUCGGAUGUGUUGUACAACUCCUCAGCUAAAGUCGCCAAUGCUUCAUAUUACAGGAAAUAUUUUGAAUCCAAACUGUGCCAGAUAUUUUCAGACCUCAAUGCCACAUACAGGUCAAUACAAGGCCACCUACAAUCGGAACAUUUCAAGCAAAGGGUAAUGUCCUGCUUCAGAGCGUGGGAGGAUUGGACUGUUUAUCCUGAGCCUUUUCUGAUCAAACUCCAGAACAUAUUCCUCGGACUGGUGAAUCUUGCUGUAGAAAAAGAAGCCUCGCCACCUCCUCCAUCUCUUGCUCCUGCUUUAGUUCCGGUUGUCCUUGUACAGCCAGCACCAGUUGGAGACCUCGAUGGAGCGCCAAUCGAGGAAGAACUUGAUGGUGCCCCACUGGAUGAUGUUGAUGGGAUGCCAAUUGAAGGAGCGCCGAUUGAUGGAAUGCCCAUUGAUGGUGUGCCAAUUGAUGGAAUGCCCAUUGAUGGAAUGCCCAUUGAUGGCGCACCCAUUGAUGAUUUAGAUGGGGUUCCAAUAAAGUUGGCUGGAGAUUACUUGGAUGGUGUUCCUUUGGAACAACUUAACCAGUCCAAAAAGCCAGCGUUUAAAAUGGCUCCUUCCAAAUGGGAAGCGGUGGAUGAAUCUGAACUUGAAGCACAGGCUAUUACCACCUCAAAAUGGGAAGAUUUGGAUCAGCCAGAAGAAUCUAAAAAUGAGAACAGGGAAGACGAGGAAAGAGAAGAUGAAGAGGACACUCGAAGUUCUCGUUCAGGUGACCAACAGGCCUACUCAAACCCUAUUAAGGAUGAAUCGUCUGAAUCAAAAUCGUCUACAAAGUUCUCCGAAAUGAGUGCAGAGAAGCGGGCCAAACUUAGAGAAAUAGAGCUAAAAGUUAUUAAAUUUCAAGAUGAGUUGGAAUCGGGGAAAAGGCCAAAGAAGUCAGGACAGAGUAUUCAGGAGCAAGCGGAACACUAUCGGGACAAACUAUUACAAAAGGAAAAGGAAAAAGAAAGGGAAAAGGAGCGAGACAAAAAGGAUAAGGAGAAAUUGGAAUCUCGUUCUAAAGAAAAAAAGGAAAAAGAUGAAUCCACACCAAACCGGAAAGAGAGGAAACGAAGGCAUAGUGCAUCUCCCAGUCCUGCUCGGAGCAGCAGUAGAAGAGGGAAGUCUCCGUCUCCACGGUCCGAACGCUCAGAAAGGUCCCAUGUAAAAGACAGCGCUCAUUCCAGAUCUUCUCAUAAAGACUCGCCAAGAGAUACCAGUAGAAAAUCCUCUAAAAGGUCACCUUCAGCAUCUAGGACACCCAAGAGAUCUCGAAGAUCUCGUUCCAAGACACCUAAAAGAUCUGUUAAAAAAUCCAGGUCCCAGUCCAGAUCUCCACAUCGGUCCCAUAAGAAAUCAAAGAAAAGCAAACGCUGACAGUGUUUCUUUAAUUUGUUGAGAUGAAAAAUUGGAAUUGCAGUUGUAUGUGCCUGAGAAAACCUGUAAAGACACAAGAAGGCAUUCCUGAUUAAAUAUAUAAAUAUAUAUUUUUUGUGAAUGCAUGUGUAUCCAUGCUGUCUACCUUCCAUCUGUAAAGCCAUCACUGUUUUGUAUUGUAAAAAAAAAAACCUUCAUUGUGCUUUUGAUUUCCUACAUACCUUUGUCAAAAUCGCCAUUGUUAGGGAUCAAAUGCGAGUGGUCUGCUGGCAGUAGUGUUUUAUUUUAAAGAUCGUCAGAUGACUUUUUGUAGUUUUUGACUUUUACAAGGAUUUCAAUUACAUCUUCAAAAAGUUUCUGCCUUGGCAGUAAAUUGAAACUUCUAGUUUGUAUACAGUACACUUAACCUAUGUGCUGCUGCUUCCCUUGAAGCAGCGCAAUUAUUAGUGGUCUUCAUAAAGAAGACAGCAAAAGGGCUUAUAUACACUGGCAGUUACAACUGCUUUAUCUUCUGAUUUAACUGAGGGUUUUUUUUGAUAAAAUAAAAACUACAAACAAAAGUACUAAGUCAGGCAGGUAGUGUACUAUUGGGAUUUUCAUUGACAAGGCCAUGUACAGAGGACGCGCACCAUGUUAUGUACUGUCAUCAGUUUACCUAUUACAGUAUUUGUAAUUGUGGGAUCUGUUGGAAAUGUAAAUGUCUGUUAUUGAUGCACAUACAUACUUGUAUGGGAAACUAUGUGAGUGGGUGAAAAAGAACAUACUUGUUUAGUGGCAUGUUAAAUAAGUUAGUUUGCAGCGGAUUCUUAAAUUUUGAAAUGGUUUAAUAUUACAUUUGUCAGUGGUAACCAUUGGAGGAAAAGAAAAAAAGCCUUUAACUGUAUCUUGUAAGUAAAUAAAUGAAUAAAACAAAUGUAUACUUAUAUUUUUGUAGGUAUGUGUAAACAUUUUAGUUCUGCUUUUAUAUGCCUGAAAAUGUGGAUUGUUGGAUUAAAAUUGUAAGUGAUUGAUUUCU
Molecule: messenger RNA, 5597 nt
Organism: Acipenser ruthenus (sterlet)
Lineage: Eukaryota; Metazoa; Chordata; Actinopteri; Acipenseriformes; Acipenseridae
Product: U2 snRNP-associated SURP motif-containing protein-like
Exons: 15
Coding region: 2684-4582 (632 amino acids)
Biological process (GO): RNA processing
Cellular component (GO): nucleus
Molecular function (GO): RNA binding
Source: RefSeq, a predicted model, not a curated record